GUUAUAAAAAACUGUUAAUUUUUGGCCCAUAACAUGCGGUUGCACUGCGUCACAACAUUUAAUAGUUAUAACUUUAAUUAAAGAAGGUUAAUAAAUUAGUUAAUCGGCAUUUUAAAUUAAUUAAUACUGAGCUCUAACAGAAGUAGAAGAAGAAGAACAGUCAACACACGUGUGGGAAUUCCACUGCAUCGAUUUUGUGAUUUGUUUAUUUAAUGUUUUUAAGCCGAUUAUUAAACAGCUACACCAAGGCAGUACGCCUGAAAACCAUAAGUACUCCCUGGAAUCGGCACAAAUCCUUUGCUGCGGCCAUGUCAGAGGCUCUGGAUAAACUGGAGCUGGAGAAUGAAGCCAGGAAGGAGGCCAAAAGCUCAGAAAACGAGGCCGUAAAGGAUGCCAAUCGCAUCAAGCGGACACUGAAGCGCAAAAAGUGGGUGGACUGGAAGGAGCAGGACGAGCAGGAUGCGGCCAGCGGAGUGAAGCGGGAGCCCUUCGAUCCCGCCGAGCGGAUCAAGCGGAAGAAGAGUGCAAUCCUGCUCAGCUACUCUGGGGCCAACUACUACGGGAUGCAACGCAAUCCCGGCAUGCAGACCAUCGAGGAGGAGCUGUUCAAAGCCAUGCUCAAGCACAAGUGGAUCACGGAGGACAGUUUCGAGCAGGUGCAGAUCGCAAGCUUCCAGCGGGCUGCCCGAACAGACAAAGGCGUCUCAGCCGCCCGCCAGGUGUGCUCCGUUAAGCUGCCUGAGGAGCUGGAUCUGGAGGCCUUCAACGCUGAUUUGCCCGAGCAGAUUCGCCUGUUUGGUGUGGAGCGCGUGACCAAGGGCUUCAAUGCCAAGGAUCAGUGCAAUGCCCGGACCUACACCUACACACUACCCACAAUGGCCUUUGCUCCCCACGAAGAAAAGGUCGAGGAUUUGCACGACACCUUUCGCAUUUCACCAGAACUGCUAGAGAAAGUCAAAGAGACCCUGAAACUCUACGAGGGCACGAAGAACUUUCACAACUUCACUAGCAAAAAAAGUUUUCUGGAUCCCUCGUCCAAGCGGUUCAUCAUGUCCUUUACAAGCAGCGAGCCAUUCCAGAGUCCCCAAGGCAUUGAGUUCGUAACCCUUAAAGUGAAGGGUCAGAGCUUCAUGCUGCAUCAGAUCCGCAAGAUGGUGGGUCUAGCCAUUGCUAUUGUUAGGGGCAACACGACGACGACAAGUUUGGAGCGAGCACUGACGGAGGAGCGCUUGGACCUGCCCAUGGCCCCUGGACUGGGCCUAGUACUGGACACGGUGCACUACGAGCGCUACAACGUCCGAUAUGGCAAGGAUGGCAUACACAACCCGCUAACGUGGCAGGCGCAGGAUGCGCAAGUGCAGGAGUUCAUCGAGCGGGAGAUCUUUAGCCAGAUCUACAAGACGGAGGCCGAGCAGCGCAACAUGCUGGACUGGAUAGGAACGUUGCAUUAUCAUUCGUACGACACGCGAAAGGAGGAUGGUCCCCCAGCGCCCACGGAUGGCAAGCGGAGUAAGGCUGGCGAUGAUGAUAAUGAUGAAUAAGCAUUACGAUGUGUUGAUUUUUGUGGAUAUCAAAGACCAUAGAACGUUCAUUAUAAGUUUUAGAUUCGAAUAUUUCAUUUGUUCUACAAAUUAAUAAGAAUGCAAAAUAUUAGAAUGAACAAAACAUUGCUGGCCUAAAUCUUA
Drosophila rhopaloa is the source of this 1685-nucleotide messenger RNA. It is a transcript of the gene Pus1, whose product is annotated as tRNA pseudouridine synthase A. Gene Ontology annotation, cellular component: nucleus. The record is from RefSeq and is a predicted model, not a curated record. NCBI's taxonomy places the organism in Eukaryota, Metazoa, Arthropoda, Insecta, Diptera, Drosophilidae. The transcript is spliced from 5 exons. Bases 213 to 1541 code for a protein of 442 amino acids. Gene Ontology annotation, biological process: mRNA pseudouridine synthesis; tRNA pseudouridine synthesis. Gene Ontology annotation, molecular function: pseudouridine synthase activity; RNA binding.